CGCACAGGGCAGCGGGAGUCUCUCCAGGAACAAGCGCAUUACAGUAAUAACCUAGAGAGCUCUGCAAUACAAUAUCGGAUAUAUAUGAAGUAUGUUCUCUCCUUUAAAGGAUGAGGAAGACUUGUUUCUUCACUUGAGAAGGUGAAGACGAGCAAUGCGCUCGUGAGCAAUUUGCGGAGUUGCUGAAGAGACCAAAAGCAUCUAAAGGAGCUGGUUUUGUUCUCACUUGGUGACACCGUGUUCUUUUUUUAAACCGUGGACCGUUUUGAGAGUUUACAGAGAAACUGAUACCGAUGUCUGGGCUACUAAGGACGAUUUAAGUCACUUGUCUUUUGUAAUUAUUCCUAGCAUUGAGGUUUGUUCGUUGCGGCGCCUGAACUUUUUUUUUCUGUGAGCGUUUCGCUGCAUGAAGCUUCGGUCCUUCGUGAGCAAAGGUUGCGACGGUGGCAUUCAUUUUUUCUCCUACACAUAAGGAAUAAUUUUAAUCCCCUUUUCCCAUUUCCUUCGUGCAUUGCGAAGAUGUCGCACUGAGACGAUAUGGAUUCUCGGCUGUAACGCGUUUCCGGUGGUCAGACAGAGCGGACAUGCAGCUCGUGCGUGCGGUUUGCGCGCUCGCGGCCGCGGCUUCGGCCCUUCUCCUUAUCCUCUUCUUCCAGGCGCGCGCUCUGCGUGAAGGUCAGCUGGCAGCAGGCACAUGUGAAAUUGUCACACUAGACCGAGACAGCAGCCAGCCAAGGAGGACCAUCGCACGGCAGACAGCCAGGUGUGCCUGCAGGAAAGGCCAGAUUGCCGGGACAACCAGAGCCAGCCCGGCAUGCGUAGAUGCUCAUAUUGUGAGGAGCAGACAGUGGUGUGAGAUGAUGCCUUGCUUGGAUGACGAAGGCUGUGACUUGUUAAUAAACAGAUCAGGUUGGAGAUGUGUACAGCCUGGAGGCAAAGUGAAAACUACCACAGUAUCCUGACAUUAGCUGUGGAUGUAGACCUUCCACCACAUCCUCUAUGGCUACAGCUAACAUGAAUACUUUCUUGUCUGUUUAACCACCCAUCAAUAAGGGGAUUAAAAGCCCCAACAUAGCGGAUAAUGGAUCGUUCUGAGAAAUACUGCUGGACUGAGCAAGAUUGUGGAUUUUUCUCUCCAGUCAUGUAAGAUUUUACAGACCAAAGAAAAACUGUUGGGACGCCAUCACAUACUUGGAAGGAUAUUGGUGAAGUGAGUUACAAGUGAUGAACAUAAACACACAUCUAGGCAAACAGAAAAACUCACAAACAUACACUGAACACACACAUAUACCUGUUGGCACAAAGAGAAAUAAGGAUAACUUUUAUUCUUAUCACAUCUUUAUUGGAUGUAUCAGUUGGUGCUCAUGCUGCAUAAUGAACAUAAAUCAGGUACGUUUGGAAAACGCAACAAUUCUGCUGAUGACGUGACAAGGAACUUUGGCAAAGACUAAUAAAUAUUUUUUUCAAAGGCACAGAAUGUAUUUAAUAUUUCUUAUGUUGUAAUUUUCUAGACUUGCUUAUUUAAAAUGUGAUCAUGU
Tachysurus vachellii is the source of this 1538-nucleotide messenger RNA. RefSeq names its product TAFA chemokine like family member 5b (gene tafa5b). Gene Ontology annotation, biological process: G protein-coupled receptor signaling pathway. NCBI's taxonomy places the organism in Eukaryota, Metazoa, Chordata, Actinopteri, Siluriformes, Bagridae. The coding region runs from base 585 to 962 and encodes 125 amino acids. Gene Ontology annotation, molecular function: receptor ligand activity; G protein-coupled receptor binding. The transcript has 4 exons. The record is from RefSeq and is a predicted model, not a curated record.